AUGUCGCUAUGUAUCACUGAUACUACUACUCGACACGACGAUUAUGCGUGCAUCACAGUAGAAGAGUCACGAAGAAGAGUCGAGAGAGUGCGAUGAGGUUGCAUAAUCAGAUAAGAAUACAAAAUGGAGCAGGCACGAAGCAGCACUGGCGACCGAACCAAAAAGAGCGAUGUAUCGCGUUACAAGAAGUUCGAUAUUUUUGUUUCUUCGAACAAGUGUAUACGAAAUACAAGAAACAUGCGAAAGGCAUGUGGAAGACAUUCUCGCGAUCGGAGCAGAGGAAAAGAGAUGAACAAGGACAAGAGGAAGAAAUGAAAAGACGCAACACACUAUGUCCAUACACCGUUCGGGGGCUCGUAAAGCACACACAGGCGGACGAUGAUACCGAGAACGCGGUGCAACAAGGGGUGGCCGCGACGCCGACGAGUGAGAUGAAAAUAGACGUUGGAGUGAGACGCCGCACCACUGUCCAGUCCCCUCUCUCGGCCAUCCCUCUGCUUGGUACCCCGGGCUGCCCCCAGCCAUGGCGAUUACCGCGGACCUCGAAAUGGAAGAAAGAGUGUUUUACUUUGCAUCCAUGUGAUCUCAACAGGCAACGGUUCAAUGCAAUGCAGCAAUUUUCUCGCGGAGAAAUUGGACCUCUUCCAGUCUUCAUUAAUGACAGGAAGAAACGUGCGAAGGACGAUGAUUCUUGA
Messenger RNA from Trachymyrmex cornetzi, 695 nucleotides. RefSeq lists its product as uncharacterized. NCBI's taxonomy places the organism in Eukaryota, Metazoa, Arthropoda, Insecta, Hymenoptera, Formicidae. The transcript has 4 exons. The record is from RefSeq and is a predicted model, not a curated record. The coding region runs from base 93 to 695 and encodes 200 amino acids.